Messenger RNA from Suillus bovinus, 667 nucleotides. RefSeq lists its product as uncharacterized. Gene Ontology annotation, biological process: translation. Gene Ontology annotation, molecular function: small ribosomal subunit rRNA binding; structural constituent of ribosome. The transcript has 3 exons. The coding region runs from base 228 to 617 and encodes 129 amino acids. NCBI's taxonomy places the organism in Eukaryota, Fungi, Basidiomycota, Agaricomycetes, Boletales, Suillaceae. Gene Ontology annotation, cellular component: ribosome; mitochondrial small ribosomal subunit. The record is from RefSeq and is a predicted model, not a curated record.
UCUCGCGCGAUUGUUGGAAAGUCUGAUAACCGAAACACACUUCAAGCUGGUUUCAUGUGUAUCGUUUAUGAUAUCAGGUGCAAGGUUGAACUUCUUCAGCUAGACUCUUAAGACCAGGUUGAAAACGUGGAAAUAUUUUACCACGCCAAUUCUCUCUACACUGCCGCGUUUGACUUGGCAGACAGUAAACAGCAAAACCGCGCUUGAUCUAGACCGACUCCGUCAAGAUGCCACUCUACCAAAUGUUCUGCAUCGCCAGUCAUUUUAGGGAAUACAAACACAUAAAAGACUUGGUGACUAUGUCUGCGAUGCAUGUGAUGAAUGAAGGCGGCGUAGUACGAAAUAUCCAGUUCAAUGGAACACAGACGCUUCCCGAACGAAUGCGGCGCCAUAAACAGUAUUACACCGUUGGAGAUUAUUGGACGAUGCAUUUUGACACGUCGCCUCGCACGCUACGCACACUGGCUGGAAUGAUGCGCCGAGAUCAUCGCGUCAUAAGAUGGACAAUGUUGAAGUUGGGUGAGAAGGCGGAAGAUGUGGUCACUUCACCCGAGCAGACGGUGGAACGCCAUUUACUAGUAUCACCGAGCAAAAGCAACCCUCAUUGGUCCUCGUAACGUGUUUCCGAUGGCUUACUCCCUUUCUAGUCUAGAACAUCUUGUAGAUU